AUGGCCUUCAAGCUUAUCGUGCUCGCCGCCGCCGUCAUAGCUGCCGCUAGGGCGGGCAUCGUCGCCGGCCCUGCAUACGCCGGCCCUGCAUACGCCGCCUCAUGGAGCUGCGCCACCCAUGCGGCCUAUGCCGCCCCUGCUGCAUAUGCUGCCCCUGCUUAUGCUAAGGUAGCUGCACCUUUAGCUUACGCCGCUCCCGCCGUGGCUAAGGUAGCCGCCCCCGUGGCUGUCGACACCGAUUACGACCCUCAUCCCCAGUACAGCUACGCUUACGACAUCCAGGACCAUCUGACGGGCGACUCCAAGAGUCAACAUGAGUCCCGCGACGGAGACGUCGUCCAGGGCAGCUACAGCCUGGUGGAGCCUGACGGCACCCGUCGUACCGUCGAGUACACUGCCGACCCGCACAACGGAUUCAACGCCGUCGUGCACAAGGAGGCUCUUGCUGUUGCCAAGGUAGCCGCUCCUGUCGCAUAUGCAGCUCCUGCCUACGCUAAGGCAGUGGCACCUGUGGCGUACGCCGCCCCCGCGGUCGCCAAGAUCGCCGCCCCUGUUGCGUAUGCUGCUCCCGCAGUCGCCAGAGUUGCCGCCCCUGUCGCCUAUGCAGCUCCUGCCUACGCCAAAGCCGUGGCUCCUGUGGGUUACGCCGCACCGGCUGCCUAUGGAUACGGCGGAAUCGUCAAGCACUAUUAGUUCAUCCGUCUCACCCUCACAUUCGCUCACUGUCACUCCCAGUUCUGUAGGCUUUUGUAAAUAAACGUUUUAUUGAAAGUAGUUGCUUCUCGUUUCCGCCUCACCCUCACAUUCCAGUUCUGUAUCACGUGUGGUUCUGUACGCUUUGUAAAUAAACGUUUUAUUGAAAGUAGUU
Molecule: messenger RNA, 868 nt
Organism: Cryptotermes secundus
Lineage: Eukaryota; Metazoa; Arthropoda; Insecta; Blattodea; Kalotermitidae
Product: cuticle protein 21
Exons: 2
Coding region: 1-693 (230 amino acids)
Cellular component (GO): extracellular matrix
Source: RefSeq, a predicted model, not a curated record